AAUUGGUAGACACGCAGCGUUGAGGUCGCUGUGGCUCAUAAGGCCUUGGAAGUUCAAGUCUUCUCGGCCGCACCAGUUUUUAUCGCUGUUUAAUAUGGGUAAAAAUGUUUAUAGGAAAUCAGAGUAGCAAUAAGGUAGAAAGAGCUAUCAGCGAAAUCAGGCGCGGUCGGCCAAUUGUAAUAUAUGAUGAAAGUAAUUACCUAUUGUUCGCUGCUGCUGAGGCUUUAGAAAGAGAUUUAUUUAAUCAAUACAAGCUUAUAUCAAGUAAUGUAUAUGUUACUUUAACUUCAAGUAAGGUAAAAUACAUAUCUCAGAAUAAAGAACAUAACAGCAAACGUCUGUUGGUGAAUAAUUUUGAUGAACUGCUCCAUUUAAUAAACUGUUCAAAGGAAGAUUGCAUAAAAGAGUUGCAAUGCUCAAAGACAAUAGAUGAAUGUGCUAUUGCCUUGCUUAAGUUCUCAGAAUUAUUGCCAUACGCGUUAGUAGCUGAUAUGACUUUUGAGAAUAAGUAUGAAAUGCGAAAUUGGUGUGAAGAAAAUGACAUUAUUGCACUAGAUACGUUACUCGUAAAUGAUUUUCAACAAAAUCAGAGUGUGUAUGAAGUGUGCAAAACAUCAUUAUUUUUAAAACAGACUCAAGAAGUAGAUAUCAUAUCUUAUAGAACCGAAAGUGGCGGAAGAGAACAUCAUGCAAUUAUCAUUGGCAAUCCAGAUAAAGAUGACGAACCAUUAGUAAGAAUUCAUUCUUCGUGCUAUACGGGUGACUUGUUAGAUAGCUUAUCAUGCGAUUGCAGAAGUCAGUUACAUCAAGCAAUUCAAAUGAUAGCUGACUUUGGAAGUGGUAUUAUAUUGUAUUUGAUGCAGGAUGGAAGAGGUAUUGGUUUAACUAAUAAGUUAAGAGCAUACAGUGUGCAAAGAGAACAUAACCUUGAUACUGUUGAUGCAAAUAGAAUAUUGGGUUUUGAAGAUGAUGAAAGGAGUUUUGUUGUUGCAGCUAAAAUGCUUAAGAAAUUGAACAUUAACAAAAUCCAAUUACUUACAAACAAUGAUAGGAAAUUGUCAGAAUUGGAAAGUAGUGGUAUAGAGGUUACAAAGUGUCUACCACUUAUUGUGGAACGUAAUAAAUAUAACGAUUCAUAUAUGGAGACAAAGUUUGGUAAGCUAGGCCAUAAGUUAAGAGUUUUUUAGCUUUUUUGUUGUAACUACUUUGUUAAUUUGCUAUGUUUAUUAACACAAGUUAAGAUUUUUAAGAAUAUUAAAAUGCUAAGAUUUUUUAAGCGAGAGAAAAGUACUGAAUCGUUAGAUAAGGAUAUAAAUUGGAAUUCAAACCGCUACAGCACAGUUAUUGCUCAAAGGAAUAUUCUACUUUUAUUUGCGUUAAUAUUAUUAGCAACGAUCUCUAUCAGCAUAUUAGUCAUAUUUAAAAUUAGCACAAGUAGCACUAUUGAGCCAUUUGUUAUAGAAAUUGACAAGAAAUCGGGAAUAGUGCAAUUGGUUGAUCCUGUCACAGUAAAGCAGUAUUCUGCAGAUGAAGCGCUGAACGAUUAUUUUAUUUCAGAGUAUAUAAAAGCAAGGGAGGUUUUUGAUCCAUAUCAUUAUAAUUAUAACUAUUAUACAAAGGUGAGGUUGUUUUCCUCACCUAAUGUGUAUAAUGAAUUUAGAAAUUAUAUAGGAUCGCAGAAUAUGGAUGAUCUUUUUAAUUUAUAUUCAGAUACCAAAAAUGAAUUUAAAAUUCGCUCGAUUCAAAAAUUGGGUAACGAUGCUCUUCAGGUGAGGUUUUUUGUGGAAUUUAUACGGAAAGAUGGAAGUUCCACAAGAAAAAAUAAGAUAGUUAUUAUGUCAUAUAGAUAUGCAUCGCUUGAAAUGAAUGAUCAGCAAAGAUAUAUUAACCCAUUAGGGUUUCAAGUUAUUUCAUAUAGAGUAGAUGAUGAAUAUGUAUAGGAUAUUAUUAGUUUUAGUUUUACUUAUAGUAGAAUAAAGACUUUUGUGUAUAGCCCUAAUGAAGUAUUUACGGUGGUUUUUAGUCAGGGUUACUAUUCUUAUAUUGAAUUUGCGGAAGGAGAAAAAGUUAAAAAUAUCGCUGUUGGUGAUGCAUCAAGUUGGAAAAUUAAUCCUUAUGACAAUAAAUUGCUUAUCAUGCCAUUUGAAGUUAGUAGCCGCACUAACAUGAUUAUUACGACAACUAAAAAAAGAAAUUACAUUUUUGAUUUAAUCUCAAGGCCAAACUACGAUAAAUACCCGGAUACUGAUGCUAAGAAAGUAGAUCACGAUUAUUCUGCUGAAAAGGAUAUAUCUUACGUAGUACGUUUUUAUUAUCCUCAAGAAGAAGGUGAAUUUGAUGUUGAUUUAGAUGAGGUUUCUUUACCUACUCAAAUGCAAUAUACUACAGACAAGCUAGAAAAAAUAAUACAAGAAAAUGAUACGAAGUACAAUUAUACAUAUAUUGAUGAAGGUGGUAAUGCGGAUAUAGUUCCGAUUGAGCUAUUUGAUGAUGGUUAUUUAACCUAUUUAAAAUUUAGAAAUAAUAAUAAAAUACCUCAGAUUUUUGUAGAAGAGGAGGAUAAACCUUGUAAAAGGCUGUUAUUUGAUGAUUAUGUUAUAAUAAAGGGAGUACAUAAAAAGCUAUUUAUGCGUUAUGAAGAUGGUGAAGUUGAAAUUAUAAAUAGGUCACUUUAGCUGUGGUACAUGCAAUAUGAAUAAAGAAAGGCGUAACAAUUCAGAAGAUGAAUCAGAAAUAGAGAAUAAGGUAGUAACAGUUGGCUCUAAUCAAGGUCAUAGGGCAUUGAUGGUCAUGAUUUUAGUGCUUCUGGUUGGUGGAGUGUAUUAUUUCUAUUUUAGUCCUUCUCAUAAAGAGGAUUCAGAAGUUAUUAAAAAAGAGGAAACAAAGCAAAACGUUCAAGAAUUUAAAGGAAAGUUGGAACAAGUUCCAGAUAAUGUAAUAGUUCCAGAAAGAAUAAUAACCGAUCCCUUACCACCCUUACCUCCUCUUCCUACACCACAAAUCGUACCAGAAAUAAAACAAAUUAAAAAAGAAGAAGAGAAACCAAAAGAAACCCCUGUGUCAAAUAUACCUAUUUUGCCAAAGCAAAAUUUUCCUUCUAACAAUGUUAUUAGUAAUCUACCUACCUCGUUUCCUACAAUAGGGGAUGGUGGUUACCCUAGAGAAAGACGUAGUGCACAAAUGUUAACAAUUUCAGGUGGUAGUGGAGAGAACAAGGCUGCUGAUGCUAUUUUAUCCGACACUUCAGUACAGUCGAGCAAAGCUACCAGAGUAGGAAAGCUUGGUUUAAUGAUUACUCAAGGUAAAAUUAUUGAUGCUGUUCUUGAAACUGCAAUAAACUCUGAUCUGCAAGGAAUGCUGCGUGCUAUGGCAAUAUUAAAUCAAUGAAAUGAACUAUGCUGCACUUGAUACAUAUUUGGAGCCAUUACAAGGCAUAUUUCAAGAAGAAGGCGUAAAUGAAAUAUCAAUAAAUAAGCCAAAGGAAGUAUGGAUUGAAAAUCGUGGUGAAAUAAGGUGUGAAAAAUUAGAAAUAUUCGAUCUUAACCAUUUGAAAUCUCUUGGCAGACUGAUUGCUCAAGCUACAGAACAAAAACUUAGCGAAGAAGCACCUUUACUUUCGGCAACAUUACCAAAUGGUUAUCGUAUACAGAUAGUAUUUCCGCCAGCAUGUGAGCCUGAUAAAGUAGUCAUGUCGAUUCGUAAGCCUUCUAGCAUGCAGUUAGCACUCGAUGAUUACGAAAAAAUGGGGGCUUUUUCUGAAACUGUUACAGAAGCAACUGAUAAUCCAGUUGACCGUCAUUUGGAUUUAUUGUUAAGGCAAAAAAAAAUAAAAGAGUUUUUAGAAUACGCUGUAAUAAGUAAGAAAAAUAUUAUAAUUAGUGGUGGAACUUCCACUGGUAAGACUACUUUUACUAAUGCUACUUUGCGUGCUAUUCCAGCUGAGGAAAGAAUUAUUACUGUUGAGGAUGCAAGGGAAAUCGUUUUGAACGAUCAUCCCAAUAAAGUCCAUCUAAUUGCCUCUAAAGGAGGGCAGGGCAGAGCAAAAGUAACCACUCAAGAUUUGAUAGAAGCGUGCUUACGUUUAAGGCCAGACAGAAUAAUAGUUGGUGAGCUCCGUGGAGCGGAAGCUUUUAGUUUUCUCAGGGCGAUAAAUACUGGUCACCCUGGAUCAAUAUCAACCCUUCAUGCAGAUAGUCCAACAAUGGCCCUUGAGCAAAUAAAAUUGAUGGUUAUGCAGGCAAAUCUUGGCAUUCCUCCAGACCAAAUUAUACCAUACAUUAAAAAUGUGAUUGAUAUUGUUAUUCAGCUAAAAAGAACCGGUGGGGGCAAAAGAAGCAUUUCUGAGAUAUUAUUUACUAGAUCUGCGAGCGAAAAUGCUUAAAUUUAUACAUAAGUUAAGGAAGAGUAGUUUAUGAGUAAUGGAAAUCACCUACGUAAUAU
This is a messenger RNA of Drosophila ananassae, 4440 nucleotides long. Its product is annotated as type IV secretion system protein VirB11-like. Gene Ontology annotation, biological process: secretion by the type IV secretion system. Gene Ontology annotation, cellular component: type IV secretion system complex. The transcript has 3 exons. Bases 3389 to 4381 code for a protein of 330 amino acids. Lineage: Eukaryota; Metazoa; Arthropoda; Insecta; Diptera; Drosophilidae. Gene Ontology annotation, molecular function: ATP hydrolysis activity. The record is from RefSeq and is a predicted model, not a curated record.